CGCUGCUGUGCUUGCAUUCGACGCUCGCAUACAUAACAAAAGUGGACAUUUUUUGUUUUAUAACAUGAUCUAGUGCUAAAUCGAUUUAUUUAAGAACAAAUAUAACAAUUUGCCUAAUUUCACAAUUUUAUGCGCGAAUAUGCUCAAUACAUAUUAAAAUUUAACCACACAUAACUUCAAGGAGUGUCCUAUCGUUGCCAUGACUACAUGAUUCUUGAUUCUUGGAUCAAAAGUUAUGCACUACCUUUGAUACAGAAAUACGCCACUUGUUGCUUUAUUCUGGACGCUUACUUCUCCAAGUCAAAGUCACAGGUCAAAUCUAUUUGCCUCAUAACCUCAAAUAUUUCGUUGCGCCAACCAAAGUAACGCUAGUGUUAUAAACUUAUAUUAUAAAUAUACCAUUAAAUUCCAAGGAACAAAAUGGAUUGUAUUUACGAGGAUAUGGACGUGCUGCCUGAUAUUGACGUUGAAUAUAAGAAGGUACAAUCAUUAAAUAAAGAACUUAUCACAAAAAUCACUCAACUUGAAGCAGAAGUUUCAAAGUUAACUGAUACCCUAGCAGCAAUGAAGAAACAACAACAAGAUUUAGAAAAUAAUAUUUCAUCUUUGUUUAACACAGCCAGAGCUGAAUGCGAAAGGAAAGAUAGGCGAAUUGAUGAGCUACAAAAGAAAUUUGAUGACAUUGUAUUUAAGAGAGAUACAUAUAGGCAUAGAGAGAUGAGUGACAGUAGUAGGCAUAGUAGUCAUUCAAGUAGAAGUACAUCACCUAAAGAUAGAAAGGAUAGGAAAGAUCACAGAGAAAGAAAGGAUUUACCAUCCAGAAGUUCAAAUCAUCAUGAUAGAGGAAAUAAUAACAAGCAUAGUAAAAACUAUGUGAAUACAGAUAAUAGAGAUACCAGGGAUAAAUACAAAGGGGAUAAGGAUAAGAAUAAUCCAAAACCUGUUAAAAGAAGUAGAAAUGAUGAUAGAAAAUCUCCACCUAUCAAAAAGCCUAGAUAUGAACCUGAAAAACAAAAAAGUGAAAAGACUGUUAAAGAAAAUGAAAGAGAUAAUUUAAGAACCAAGAAAAAUGAUUCACAUGAAAAGAAUGACAAAUCCAAACAGAAAAGCAAGGACAAAGAAUUAAACAAAGAUAAAACAGUAAAGAAAAAACUGAAAAGGUUGAAAAAGCUGAAGAGUCUACCAAUAUUCAACCUGGUAAGACUAUUGAGACUUUGAAGCAACCAAAAUUAUCUGAAGUAAUAACUAGUAUAUCUAUAUCUGAAGAAGAUGGUGAAAUAAUUGAUGAGAAUGAGAUUAAAGAGCAUGCAGUUUCUCAAAAAAAUAGCAAUGAAGCUAAUUUAAGUAUUAAUAUUAAUAAAGAUAUAAAGAAAUUUGAUCUUACCACAAAUACGUUGAAAGGAAAAACAAAAAAUGUUUCUAAUGAAAAUACAGUUCCAACUAAUCAAACAAUUAUACCAAAAUGUACUUCAGAGGAUUCUGCAAAGUCUGGGAACCAAGAAGAUGCAAAAGAAUCUAAAAUAUCUUUAAUUCAACCAGACAAACUAAUUUCUGAGUCAGAGGUAUCAUUAAAACCAAAACUGAAUUUUAGUGGCAUGCUUGACAAUGAACGUAAGAAGAAAGAGGUUUUUUCAUCUAUACCUCUGACCGCGAGUGUUAUGUUUAGUCAGAGUCCAUCACCCACAGCAACGAAUACCGCAUUUACACCAGAUCCUAUUGAUUUGACAUCAACUAGUAGUAAUAGCAAUGUAACAGCUUCCAAUUUUGAUCUGAAUAACUCGAGGAUAGUAAACAGCACACCACUAGUGCGGAAUUUUCAGGAGAAACAACUAAUAAAUGCAAUUAAUGCGAUUUCUGCUAAUUCUAUUAGUGUUGCCACGUCAGAGAAUUCAUCAGAUAAUAUUAAUACAAACUGUAAUGAUUCAACAAUUGUAAAUACUAUUGCCGGAAGCACAAUUGAUAAGGAAAAUAUUCACGAUAGAACGAAAAUUGUUGAAAGAGACAGUAAAGCUGAAGUGACCUCUCCCUCAGUCGGCACAGGAAGAGGUAAACCUAGACCUAAACGACGUGGUGGUACAGUGAAAAUGAUUGACUGAUUUUAGUAUUAAAAUGACUAGUAUUUUACUUAUUACAUAUUUUUAUUCAAGACACUUCAGUUCCAUUUGAUAAGCAAUUGUAAUUUGUUUUUUAAAGAAUUGUAUUUUAAUGAAAUAUAUACAUUAAGUUUA
Messenger RNA from Dalotia coriaria, 2228 nucleotides. RefSeq names its product splicing regulatory glutamine/lysine-rich protein 1-like. NCBI's taxonomy places the organism in Eukaryota, Metazoa, Arthropoda, Insecta, Coleoptera, Staphylinidae. Bases 421 to 1218 code for a protein of 265 amino acids. The record is from RefSeq and is a predicted model, not a curated record. The transcript has 3 exons.